UUACUGAUAACUGUCUCUGUUCAUGAUUAAAUAUUAAGUUGCUAUAUACAGUAUUUGCCUUCUAUAAAAAUCCAUCAGUCCAAGAGGAAGAUUUAUGAAGGACAUAAUCACUAGCGAGAGGAACAGUGACCACUGGGAGAAUCUAAAAUGUGGACCAUCUCACCAGUAGAACAAGAGGAUUUUUUUUAUAUCAGAGGGAGGGUAUGAGCUCAGUAUUUGAAUUAGUUUGGUUAAAAACUUCACUGAUGCCACAAUGUACAUGAUUAUUCCUCAUCUUUGGGUGUACAGCAGAUAUAAGAAGUUAUAAACCUACAACAUUUAACACCUAAUGGCACUGAAAGAUUUAGGUGCUUGGAAUUGUCCCCUAUAUUUGUCAACAGUACACUGUUUGCUGUUGAAAUGCCGUCUCUGAAAGGUCUUAGUGCUUAGACUCUAAAUGAAAACAGUUGCAGAAUUCCAGCAAUGGCAGAAAUUCCAUUGCUGGAAUCUCAGCACGCAAUCCAUAAGCGAUGUAUGUCCCUGUAAUUAUAUUGUGUGGCAAAUUUUAAACCAUUUCCUGUUGAAAAAUGAUAAUGGAAUUUUUGUAGCAUUUCUGACCAUCACACUUUCACAAUAACAUGUUGGAAACAAAAUUAAACAGCCACAAAUGUUUUGGAAACGCACAAUAACGAAUAUAAGCCUCGUGCUUAUUCAGCAAAAAGUUUACCCACUAAUGAAUGGAGCUUUUAUUUUGAAAGUCUUUCUAACCGGAGGUUAUGGUUUGCUUUGACUGGCAUGACACCGAUUGAAUGAGCAGUCCGAAAACCACGCAGAGGGAAAUUACCAGUAAAACAACACUAUCCAGUAUAAAUGUGACGAGCAAGCCGUGUAGUGGGGUUAAAACAUCUUUGAACCUUACUGACACCAGAAUGGAGGUAUCAAGGAGAAGAGUUCUCCAGAAACAUCUGGAGCCUGCGAGGCCCCUGCGUCGCUCCCUCCAGGUUGACAUUGAGCCCAAAAUAAAUGCUGCUACAUGUGCACAAGCACUGAUGGAGGAAGAAGAGUCAAAAAUUGGCAUAGAGCAGUUCUACAGGAUUGUCAACCUCCACAAACAGAAAGAAGGCAGAAUAUCUUACUCAAGAGAUUUUUUAAUUGGUCUGGCAAGUUGUCCUGAGGCCAGGAGGAAGCCGGAAUUCUUGCCAGAGCACCCCAUAGUCUUAACCGAGGCAAGAGACGUUAGGCAUCUAAGGCUUCAUGAAAUGAGAUGCAACGAGGAAAAAGAAGAAACGAUGGCAGAAAGGCUUCACUCACCAUAAGACAUUUGCACAGGUGUUCGCUACCCCAAACAGUGUUUCUGUUUUGUUUUCUCAUCUUUUGUCGUGGUGAAUUUAAUUUGACUUUAAACUAACAUUUAAAUAUGCAUAUUUUUUUUCAUUUUUAAUGAGACUUAUAACAGUUUGGGGUGAUAAGACUAAACACCACUUUAUUUGCUUAAGUUUGAGUAUUGCAUUUUUACUUGUGUUUUUCUGCUGUGCACGCUUUGUAUUUAUAUUUUGUAAACAUUUUCUAAACAUACGAUAUUAAUGCCUACUUUUCAGCUGUGGUAGUCAUCACUCCUCAUAUUAGAUUCAUAAAACAAACUCUACCUGAAGUGACAGUGGUCAAAAAGAUGUUUGCCAUCAGCUGUAUUAGCUGGGGUUACAAUAUCAUUGUGAUGUAUUGUGUCCUACUGAACAUGUUGACUUCUUGUCUUAUAAAGGACAGUUUGGAUCAACA
Micropterus dolomieu (smallmouth bass) is the source of this 1755-nucleotide messenger RNA. RefSeq names its product granulito (gene gra). The transcript is spliced from 7 exons. The coding region runs from base 789 to 1295 and encodes 168 amino acids. The record is from RefSeq and is a predicted model, not a curated record. Lineage: Eukaryota; Metazoa; Chordata; Actinopteri; Centrarchiformes; Centrarchidae.